UUGUGCAGAUUCAUUACUUAUGUGCGAACUUGAUUUAUUUAUUGUUUUAUGAAAUGAGCAAUAAAAUAAUGUAGCAUGAAUCAAGUUAUUUGUUAAUUACGAAUUAAAGUGUCAAAAGUUAGUUUAUGAAGUGUUCUGCUGACAUUAAUUACUUAUUUGAGACAAAUAAAUACAUACAAUACUAGGAAAGAAAUAUCAUGGGUUAUGUUAAAGGAAUCUCGUUCGUCCUCCUGUGGUACAUUGGGAUAAUUUGGUCCGUAAUCUAUAUUUACGCCCCUUUCUUCAUCAUACUGCCAUUCAGUAGGAAAUUGUACCGAAAAGCGACCGAUAUUAUUUUAUCCUGUUGGGAAAUGUAUCCUGUAUCGCUCUUGCAAUUGAUGAUGGGAUGUCGGAUCUGUCUCUCUGGAGAUGAAAUUGAUCCCGCCGAAAGCGCCAUUAUCAUAAUGAACCAUCGAAAUCGGCUGGACUGGUUUUUCCUAUGGGCCGCACUUCUACAUGGCUGCAGAAGCCCAGCACAUCGGUGCAAGUUUGUCUUAAAAUCUUAUGUUCGUUGGAUUCCAGGGAUUGGCUGGGGCCUACAAAUGGCCGGAUUUCUCUUUCUUCACAGAAAUUGGAAGAAGGAUAAAGAAUUUUUGAAAAGAGCGCUGGAUUACUUUAAGGAAUUGGGUGAGAACUACCUGAUUCUCAUAUUUCCCGAAGGCAAUCAUUUAUUUGACGCCACCAAAAAGAAAAGUAACGCCUUCGCCAGAAAAACAGGACUACCCGGGUACGAUUACGUACUACAUCCGAGAACCACUGGGUUUACUUUUCUUGUCCAACAAAUGCAGAAAAAUUCCCGGCUCGACGCGGUCUACGAUCUAACCAUUGCGUACCCGAAAACCCUUCCCAUAAAUGAGCUUGACAUCCUCAGCGGGAAAGUUCCAGAAGAAGUCCAUUUUAAUAUUUCUCGCUACGCGGGUGACACCCUACCCCGGGAUGAGCAAGGCAUCAAAACCUGGUGUGAGGAACGCUGGGCCGAGAAAGAAGCGUCCCUCAAGAAAUUUUAUUCUGAAAGGAAUCCCGAUCGGAGGAGAUUAUCGCCCAAAGUGAGGUUCGCGAGACCAUUAAACGCAAUGUUUCUUGCCGUCGUGUCCUGGACGGCGGUCACCGUGUUCACUACCUACCUCACUUUCUACACUACGUGGGGUUUUUAUUACACGUGUUUUUCCAUAUCAGGGUUUCUCUUAGUUUCCUAUUUUACUUAUGGCAUUCAAAACUUUGAACUUGACCUGUUUUACAAAUAUGACUACCAUAAUGAAUCAAAGUGAGGGUCCAUAACGCGAAAUAUCUAUGAAUGUAUUUACAACUAAACAGAUGAAUAACAAGACUUAGAAAUAAUAUUGAGUUAUAAUCUUUCGUUAAAAACAAACAACUGAAAACUAAAUGUAGCAAAGUCGUGAAAACAAAUGGGAUACUGGUUUCUUAUGUAUGUCUUCUUACAUUUAUCAACUCGUAAAACGGGCCAAACAAAAUUAUGGCCCACCGUGACCUUGUGAUCUACAACGGAUAUGUUUGAACAGCUAACUUAUCCCUUCAGAAGAAUUCGAAAAUGGUAAAGACUCAAAUUCAUUAAAUUCAAUUUGGGGAAAUUCAAUUACACUCUAAAGUUAUCCUGGAUGCAGAGGGACGGACAUGUCAUAUUUUACGUGAAAAUCCGGCCUGAGUACCCGGCUUAUUACCUCGGUAAUCAUGACCAAAAUAAAAAUGCAGUUCCAAUGUUA
Messenger RNA from Folsomia candida, 1760 nucleotides. RefSeq names its product lysocardiolipin acyltransferase 1. The transcript has 9 exons. The record is from RefSeq and is a predicted model, not a curated record. Gene Ontology annotation, cellular component: endomembrane system. Lineage: Eukaryota; Metazoa; Arthropoda; Collembola; Entomobryomorpha; Isotomidae. Gene Ontology annotation, molecular function: acyltransferase activity. The coding region runs from base 198 to 1307 and encodes 369 amino acids.